AGUGAGGUGCUUGAUUCUGUACAGCACAUGUCUUUGUUUACAUGUGUGCAUUUGUGCAUGCAAAAGAAAUUUUUUUUUCCUAGUAAUUAAAUUAAAUAACCGUUCAUCUCAGCCCACCCUCCUGGACCAAAGCAUCUUCUUUUAAAUGGUUGUUGUGGGUUUUUUUUUCUUUUCCCCCUCAAUCAUCACUUAAGCAGCUAUAACUGCUUCUGGAACUUUAAAGACAAGCAAAACUAUUUUUAAGGAUGGUUUAACCCAAUCCCAGAUUGCAGUGUGGAAUACCUGCAGCAAAGAAGACAUCAUUCUCAGCAAAGAAGACAGCUUGGGACUUAUGGUUUGAGUUUUCCUUUGGUGGUCGUCUAGUUUUGUUGCAUCGAGACCAUGGUUCAGACUAAGUGGAAGUGCUGGUGGAUAGUGCUAUUGCUGGUGUGGAUUGGUGACUGGAACGUGGGUUUAUCUCAAGAUAAAGGAGUAGCAGCUCCAUCCUGCUAUGGAGGGUUUGACCUCUACUUCGUCCUGGAUAAGUCAGGAAGUGUGCAGCAUCACUGGACUGAGAUUUAUAACUUUGUGGCACAUCUCGCUCACAAGUUCAUUAGCCCACAGCUUCGAAUGUCCUUUAUCGUGUUUUCCACUGAGGGCCGGAUUCUCAUGCGGCUAACAGAGGACAGAGAAAAAAUUCGCAAAGGUCUGGAGGAGCUCCAGAGAGUUCUGCCAGGAGGGGAUACUUUCAUGCAUGAGGGUAUUCAAAGGGCAAGUGAGCAGAUUUACUAUGGGAACACUGAAGGGUACCGGACAGCAAGCGUCAUCAUCGCACUCACAGAUGGAGAAUUGCAUGAGGACCUUUUCUACUAUGCUGAAAGAGAGGCCAAUCGUUCCCGAAGCUUGGGUGCCUCAGUCUAUUGUGUAGGGGUAAAGGACUUCAAUGAAACACAGCUUGCCAAGAUUGCAGACAGCAAAGAUCACGUUUUCCCAGUGAAUGGUGGGUUUGAGGCUUUGCAGAGUGUGAUCGACUCGAUCCUGAGAAGAUCUUGCAUUGAGAUCCUUGCAGCAGAACCUUCCAGUAUCUGUGCUGGAGUGUCAUUCGAGGUUAUUGUGAGGGGGAAUGGGUUCCUCUAUGCCAGAAAUGUGGAUAAAGUCCUGUGCAGCUUCAGAAUUAAUGACACCCUGACCAGGAUGGUAAAGCCAUUGGUAGUGAAGGACACGUACCUGCGGUGUCCUGCACCGGUACUUAAAGAAGAAGGAACGGCAGCUUCCCUUUACGUGAGCAUGAAUGAAGGCCUUAGUUUCAUCUCCAGCUCUGUGACCAUCACCACUGUGAGAUGUUCUGAUGGGACAAUCCUGGCUAUAGCGCUGCUGAUUCUGAUGCUCUUGUUGGUAUUGGCUCUUCUCUGGUGGUUCUGGCCUCUCUGCUGCACUGUGAUCAUCCAUGAACCCCCACCACCUCCAAAAGAGGACAGUUCGGACGAGGAGGACGACGGAGCACCAAAGAAGAAAUGGCCAACAGUUGAUGCUUCCUACUAUGGAGGGCGUGGAGUUGGGGGGAUUAAAAGGAUGGAGGUACGCUGGGGAGAGAAGGGAUCAACUGAAGAGGGUGCUAAACUUGAAAAGGCAAAGAACGCCAGGGUGAAGAUGCCCGAGCAAGAGUUUGAAACUCCGCAGACUCGGGUCCUGAACAAUGGCAUGCACAAACCGCCAAGCCCUCGCAAGUGGUAUUCUCCAAUUAAGGGUAAACUGGAUGCCCUGUGGGUACUGCUAAAGAAAGGCUAUGACAGAGUGUCCAUCAUGAGACCACAACCAGGAGACAAGGGCCGCUGUAUGAACAUCACCCGCAUUAAGUCAAGCUCAUCUUCUCGCUAUCCAGCGUACAAUCGUCACACCCCGAUCUACACGCCCCAGCAAAGCUGCACCCCUCCUCCUCCUCCUCCUCCUCCCCCCCAGGGUCAGCUGCCCCCUCCACCCUGCAGCCCACAGUCCUCUCUUCCUCCUCUUUCCAUCACUCCAUCUCCACCUAUCACACCACCUCCAUCAUACACCCCUCCAUCAUCCUGGUCCUCGUCAUCAACUCCUGUUUUCUUUGCUUCGCCUUCUCCUCCAGCCUCACCUACAGGACCGCUGCCUCCUCCCCCACUGGUCCCACCUCCAUGCCGAGCCCCUCCUCCUGACCGCCCUCCACCACGUCCUUCCCUCUAAGGCUGUGGAGGUGAGUGGAGAAGCGGAACCAGGAAGUCAGCGGGAGACUCGAGUCUCUCUCCUGCACCUUCUUGUCUAACUGUGUGGCCUUCGGCAGUAAAAAAACUUAAUGACUGGCCCGCCAGUGGGAACAGAUACAAGGGAACUAUGAGGGGAAAUAUGUCUUCAACUUUAGCUACAAAACUACAGGAACCACAACACAGACUAAAGCAAUAUUACAGACCACACUGAACACAACACACAAGUCUUUAAAGAAGCAGGCUUUCCCAAUGGACCAAUACUACUCAACCCUACAUGUUCAAAUGACAAGAUAGACAUUCAUCUGAAGCCAUUUGCAGUGCAAACCAGUGAAUGUUCCAUUUACAGAAUCUAUUUAAUGGGAAAAGUUGCAAUAUGCACACAUUUGUUUCUUCAUACAGCUUAUACACCUUUAUGAGGCAUUUUAUAAGAAGAACUAUACAAAUAAAACAGAAUCCAGUCUCUAAAAAUACCCAAGAAAUGUCUGAUCAAAUCCUGAUCAUCCACUGCCCAAGGAAGCAGGUAGAUCAUGUGUAUUAAAACUCACAGGCCCUGAUUUACUAUCUAUCUAUCCAUCCAUCCAUCCAUCCAUUAUCUGUAGCCGCUUAUCCUGUGCAGGAUCACAGGCAAGCUGGAGCUUAUCCCAGCUGACUCUGGGCGAGAGGUGGGGUACACCCUGGACAAGUCGCCAAGUCAUCGCAGCCCUGAUUUACUCAUUCUCAUCUCAUUAUCUCUAGCCGCUUUAUCCUGUUCUACAGGGUCGCAGGCAAGCUGGAGCCUAUCCCAGCUGACUACGGGCGAAAG
This is a messenger RNA of Neoarius graeffei (lesser salmon catfish), 3012 nucleotides long. RefSeq names its product ANTXR cell adhesion molecule 1a (gene antxr1a). NCBI's taxonomy places the organism in Eukaryota, Metazoa, Chordata, Actinopteri, Siluriformes, Ariidae. Gene Ontology annotation, cellular component: membrane. Bases 382 to 2190 code for a protein of 602 amino acids. The transcript is spliced from 18 exons. Gene Ontology annotation, molecular function: signaling receptor activity. The record is from RefSeq and is a predicted model, not a curated record.